Xenopus laevis (African clawed frog) is the source of this 1440-nucleotide messenger RNA. It is a transcript of the gene zpld1.L, whose product is annotated as zona pellucida-like domain containing 1 L homeolog. The record is from RefSeq and is a predicted model, not a curated record. NCBI's taxonomy places the organism in Eukaryota, Metazoa, Chordata, Amphibia, Anura, Pipidae. The transcript is spliced from 10 exons. Bases 1 to 1248 code for a protein of 415 amino acids. Gene Ontology annotation, cellular component: cytoplasmic vesicle membrane.
AUGGAACCAAUAUGGUUGUUACUGCUGCUGGCUAUUUUCACAUUUUCAACUUCAGCACAGUUUAAUGGAUACAACUGUGAUGCCAAUCAGCACAGCAGAUUUCCUGCGGAAAGAGACAUCAGCGUCUACUGUGGCGUACAGACAAUAACAAUGAAGAUAAACUUUUGCACGGUUCUGUUUUCUGGAUAUUCAGAAACAGAUCUAUCACUGAAUGGAAAACACAGAGAUGCACAUUGCAGAGGCUUCAUAAACAACAAUACAUUUCCCGCAGUAGUUAUAUUUACCAUCAACCUUGGUACAUUGGAAUCAUGUGGAAACAAUUUAGUGGUAUCUACUGUUCCUGGAGUCAAUGCAUAUGGAAUUGCAUCAGUGGUACAAAUUGGCAACAUAUCUGGUUAUAUAGAUACACCAGACCCUCCAACAAUUAUAAGUUAUCUUCCUGGACUUCUGUAUAAAUUUAGUUGCAGUUAUCCUCUAGAAUACUUAGUAAACAACACUCAGCUUGCUUCAUCUGCAGCUGCUAUUUCUGUACGAGAAGGCAAUGGUACAUUUAUCAGCACACUGAAUUUACUCCUCUACAAUGAUUCAACCUACAGCCAGCAACUGCUAAUACCAAGUGCAGGAUUGCCACUAAAAACAAAAAUCUACGCAGCAGUAAGAGCAACCAACCUUGACGGGCGAUGGAAUGUUUUAAUGGACUACUGUUACACCACUCCUUCUGGCAAUCCAAAUGAUGAUAUCAGAUAUGAUCUCUUCCUCAGCUGUGACAAAGAUCCACAGACAACAAUAUUUGAGAACGGUAAAAGUCAGAUGGGAAGAUUUUCCUUUGAAGUGUUCCGAUUCGUCAAGCACAAGAACCAGAAAAUGUCUACAGUGUUUUUGCACUGUAUAACAAAACUGUGCCGAUCAGAUGACUGCAAUUACCUAACACCAACAUGUCACAACAGAGAUAGAAGAGAUGCUGUAAUAAGAACCACAUUAACUCCUUACAGUAUAUCUGAUAAUGCUGUCGUAUCUGCAGGACCUAUCGUUACUAGAAGUGAUGACACACCAACAAAUAAUUCACAGCUCGCUCAGCCAGGAAAUCAGCAGUUCCAGAUCAACUCUGUCACCAGCGCACUCAUCUCAGGAGUAGUAAUCCUUGGUGCAACUAGUUUUUCUUUCUUCAUAAUUGCCCUAACUCUCCUGAACAGAAAGAAGCAAAACAGUUUGGUUUUAUGUGGCAUCCGCAACCCAGUUUUCAACUAAUUGGUUUGAUUUGCACUUUUUUUUGGUUCAUUUUUUGAAAAGUUUUUUUUAAAACAUACUAACAUGGAUAAUUCAACACUGGGUUGUCAUGUUAAUUGAUCAUUUUUGGGUUCCCUGUUUUUGCAUAUGCACUGAAAUGUUUUGAUGACCAUACGUAUCUUGCAAACCGAAAUAUGGAAAUAAAAUGCUACA